This is a messenger RNA of Colossoma macropomum (tambaqui), 2048 nucleotides long. RefSeq names its product G patch domain and KOW motifs (gene gpkow). Gene Ontology annotation, molecular function: nucleic acid binding. The coding region runs from base 30 to 1601 and encodes 523 amino acids. Gene Ontology annotation, biological process: mRNA splicing, via spliceosome. Gene Ontology annotation, cellular component: spliceosomal complex. NCBI's taxonomy places the organism in Eukaryota, Metazoa, Chordata, Actinopteri, Characiformes, Serrasalmidae. The transcript is spliced from 11 exons. The record is from RefSeq and is a predicted model, not a curated record.
UUCCCAGCAGCACCCCACGCUCAUCAAACAUGGCCUCGCUGGAGCGGCAACGAGAAAGCGAGGGUAAUGCGGAGACGUUAAAGACAGAUGAUGGAAAAACGAAACCAGGUCCAAUUUCUUUUGGUUUUAGUAAAACGCUAAUCAAGGCGAAGUCCGAGAAGCCAGAGGAGCGAGAUUAUUUAAUAGAAGUCGAAGGCAAGGAGCUGAAGAGCACGAAACCAGCGGAGAAACCAAAGGAGCUAAUCAUUCCGCUCAUCCACAAAAACCGCUGGUACAGAGAAGAAGGAGCGAAACAGAGUGACAAGAGAGACGAGAAAGGAAACUCUCAGCCUGAUGAGCAGGACUCUGUGGAGUCUCAGGCUGUCAGAGAGCUUAUUGAAGAGUCUCAGAAGCAGCAGGAAAGAUGGAAGAAUGGCCCUCAGAUCGACCAGAACUUGUCCAUUCCUCUGCUCAUGCAGAACCAGGCCCCGACGGGCUUUGAGGACGGCGACCAUGUCAAAGUGGACCUUCGACCUGAGUCGUCCACAGAGGCAGAUUACGAGCGUGUGCCAGUGACGGCAUAUGGAAUGGCCAUGCUGAAGGGAAUGGGCUGGAAGGAGGGAGUGGGCAUUGGUCGCACCUUCAAACAAGAUGUUAAGCCUAUAGAACACCAGUUAAGGCCUAAAGGCCUGGGUUUGGGAGCUGAUCGCUCUGCUGUUAAGGACCUGGAGCCCUCAGGGCCUCGGCGGCCCCCUAAGCCCGGGGAUGAGAGGGGAAAAGAAGAUGAGGCGCUGGUGCUGGGACCUGGAGGGUGUGUGCAGGUUCAGGGUGGAGCCCAUAAAGACCUGUAUGGAAAGAUAGAAGGAGUGGAUCCAGACAAUGCCAGAGUGGUGGUGAAACUGGCCAUUGGAGGAAAGUCAGUGACCAUCAGCCAGUACUCUCUACGCCUAGUCCCUCAAAAAGAAUAUGACAAAUACAGCAAAGACCUCAGUCGCCUCAGCAAAGCACACAAGGAAAAGGAGAAAGAGAAAGAACGAGAAAAGGAGCGAGAGAAAGAGAGAGCCCGAGAGCAGCAGAGGCGGGAGGAGAAAGAGUCAAGCUCGAAUGGCAGAGACGAACGAAGAAAGGAUAGGCACUCGGAAAGAGAGAGGGAGAGAGAGAAAGAGCAAGAGCGCCACCAGAAGAAGAGAAAACACCAGGAAACAAGUGCAGACAGAGAGAAGCCUCCUCCUGUGAAAGAGUCUCGGACCUCUCCUCCUGCCCCUUCCUGGCUCCAGAGGGACCUCCGUGUGCGAUUCAUAGAUAAAACCUUCAAAGGAGGCAGAUACUACAACUCUAAGAUGAGGAUUGAAGAUGUCCUCACUCCACACGUCUGUGUGUGUCGUACAGACGAAGGGCGACUCCUGGAUGAUGUAAAACAGACAAUGCUAGAAACCAUCGUGCCCAAAGGUGAUGCCGACUCUAUUAUGGUGGUGCUGGGUGAACACAGAGGACAGGUGGGCCGCAUUCUGAAGCGAGACAAGGAGAAGUGUCGGGCCAUGGUGCAGUUGGACCGCUACGAAGAGCAGAUCUUUACUCUGGACUAUGACGCUAUCUGCCACUACGUGGGUGGAGACCAUUGAGAAGCACAGCAGAACACACAGAACCAGCCCAUCACCAACAGCCCUAGUGUGACAUGUUGCAGGUUGCAUAUUGUUCAGACCAGGGACCACACCGCUGUCUCGCCUUGUCAUGCAUAGUCUCCAACCAUGACUUGAUUGAGUUAGAUGUUACGCCAUGGUGUGCUGGACCGUGACUGACUCUGAACAGGCUUUUCCUCCCCUGAUCACGGACAUUGAUUGUCCUCUUAAGGUCAUGUUAUUGUUGGCUGGAAAGACUGCACAUAUUUACAUAUUGGGGGGAAAAAAGACGAGCUGGAUCAUUCUUCUCUGCCAGCUGUAUAAACUGUGCCCACCUCAUCUGGAAAAUGACAUUUGUAGUAGUCAGGCUGUUUAGAUUUUGUAUUUGUGACAUAAGAAUCUCUGCACUGUUAUGUUUUUAUAAUAAAAUUCAAGUUUAUAUAAACUGUC